GGGAGGGAAGCUGUUGCCUUGGUAAUCCGCCGGCCCUCCUCCGGUCCCGGUUAGUGAGUGAAAGCGCGCGUCCUGUUAGCCAGCUGGCAAGGGUCUGGCGCCGGCACAACCUAGGGUUUAGGAGUUGCACAUGAGUUACCUGUGGAAAAGGUGACAGAGUAGGAGUAGCCGCCGCGCUGGCCGCAAAGAGUAGCAGGGGGAGGAGACUGUGGCGGCUCAGGACGAGUAGGAGCUGCCGCCGCCGCCGCCUCCGGCUGGGCAGGUUCCACUUGGCGAAGCCUUCGCAGUCAACCUGGAGGAAAGAUGGUUUGCACAAAUAGGCCAGUCCAAGUGUAAAGAAAUUAAGAUCGCUCUCUACAGAAAACAACAAUGACCAUGUGGUUAUGAUAUUUAAAAUCUACGAUGCCUCCUGCCAUGGCAGAUACCCUGGACAUCUGGGCAGUAGAUUCACAGAUAGCAGCCGAUGGCUCAAUAUCUGUGGACUGCCUCCUACCCACUGGAAUCUAUAUAAGUCUAGAUGUCCCACGUGAUGCCACCAUUUCUCAUAUAAAGCAGCUCUUAUGGAAGCAAGCACACAGCUACCCUCUAUUUCACCUUCUUAUGGAAAUAGACUCCUAUAUGUUCUCCUGCGUGAAUCAAACAGCAGUACGUGAGGAACUAGAAGAUGAAACACGAAGGCUCUGUGAUGUUCGACCAUUUCUUCCUGUCCUUCAACUAAUUACAAGAAGCUGUGACCCAGGAGAAAAAUUGGACUCCAAGAUAGGCGUCCUCAUAGGAAAAGGUCUCCAAGAGUUUGAUGCCUUACAAGACCCAGAAGUAAAAGAAUUCAGAGAUAAGAUGGGACGAAUCAGUGAAGAAAAGAUGAAGUCACUUAUAAGGUUAUCUUGGAUUGACUGGCUAAAGCGCACUUAUCCUCCAGAACAAGAACCAGCGAUCCCAGAAAACCUCCAAGAUAAACUCUAUGGUGGCAAUCUCGUUGUAGCUGUUCAUUUUGAUAACUGUCAGGAUGUAUUUAGUUUCCAGGUUUCUCCUAACAUAAACCCUAUCAAAUUGAAUGAACUGGCAAUUCGGAAGCGUUUGACUAUCCAUGGAAGGGAAGAUGAAGCAGUUGAUCCUUAUAACUAUGUGCUGCAAGUCAGCGGAAGACUAGAAUAUGUCUUUGGGGACCAACCAUUAAUUCAGUUCCAGUAUAUCCAUUGCUGUGUGAUGAACAGAAUUCUUCCUCAGUUGACUCUUGUCGAAUGUAGCAGCAUAAAGAAAAUGUGUGAACAGGAAAUGAUAGCCAUAGAAGCUGCCAUAAGCCGAAAAUCCAGCCUUCCUCUUCCUCUGCCACCCAAAAAAUCACGAACAGUAGCUUUGACUCAAAGUGUAUGGGAUAUUACCCUCCCUUUCAAGGUGGUGCUGGUAAGUGGGACCAAGUUGAACACAGAUGAGACUGCUAAAGUUCAUGUCAGGGCUGGUCUCUUCCAUGGAACUGAGCUCCUUUGUAAGCCUAUCGUAAGCUCAGAAAUAUCUGGGAGAAAUGACCAUGUUUGGAAUGAGCCCUUGGAAUUUGAUAUCAACGUCUGCGACUUGCCAAGAAUGGCUAGGCUGUGCUUUGUGGUUUAUGCUGUGAUGGACAAAAUGAAAAAUAAAAAGUCAGCCAAGACACUUAAUCCUUCCAAAUACCAGACUAUUAGGAAAGCUGGGAAAGUGCACUAUUCUGUAGCUUGGGUCAAUACCAUGGUGUUUGACUUUAAAGGACAGUUGAAAAUGGGAGACUUUGUACUGCACAGCUGGUCGUCAUUUCCUGAUGAACUUGAAGAGAUGUUGAAUCCAAUGGGAACAGUACAGACAAAUCCAUACACUGAAAAUGCAACAGCUUUGCACAUCAGAUUUCAAGAGUAUUCAAAACUCCCUAUUUAUUACCCUCCCUUUGAUAAGAUACUUGAAAAGGCAGCUGAGAUCGCAAGAAAUAGUGAUAGUUCUGGUAUGGCAGGCCGGGGUGGCAAAAAGUUCUACAUUGAGCUAAAGGAGAUCAUGGAAAGGGAUCCUUUGUCUCAGCUCUGUGAAAAUGAAAUGGAUCUCAUUUGGACUUUGCGAUAUGACUGCCGUGAGAAUUUUCCACAGUCCCUGCCAAAGCUAUUGCUCUCUGUCAAGUGGAACAAGCUUGAAGAUGUUGCUCAGCUUCAGGCCCUUCUUCAAAUAUGGGCCAAACUGCCUCCCAGAGAAGCAUUAGAAUUAUUGGAUUUCAAUUAUCCAGAUCAAUAUGUGCGAGAAUAUGCAGUAGGCUGUUUAAGGCAUAUGAGUGAUGAAGAACUUGCUCAGUAUCUUCUGCAGCUUGUACAAGUACUGAAAUAUGAACCUUUUCUCGACUGUGCCCUCUCCAGGUUCCUGCUAGAGAAAGCACUGGCAAACAGGAGAAUAGGACAGAUGCUGUUUUGGCAUCUGAGAUCAGAAGUACAUAUACCUGCAUUUUCAGUACAGUUUGGCGUGAUUCUUGAAGCUUACUGCCGUGGAAGUGUUGCUCAUAUGAAAGUUCUCUCUAAACAGGUUGAAGCACUGAACAAGAUGAAGACUUUGAAUAGUCUAAUAAAGUUGAAUGCUGUGAAGCAAAGCAAAGCGAAAGCAAAAGACGCAAUGCACACCUGUUUAAAACAAAGAGCUUACAAAGAAGCCCUUUCUGAUCUCCAGUCUCCUCUGAAUCCUUCAGUCAUACUUUCAGAACUGUACGUGGAGAAAUGUAAAUACAUGGACUCUAAAAUGAAGCCUUUAUGGAUUGUAUAUAACAACAAAGUGUUUGGUGGAGAUUUGGUGGGGAUCAUCUUUAAAAAUGGAGAUGAUCUGCGGCAAGACAUGCUGACGCUUCAGAUGUUACGUUUGAUGGACUUGCUUUGGAAAGAAGCUGGUCUGGAUCUUCGAAUCGUGCCAUAUGGUUGUUUAGCAACGGGAGAUCAUUCUGGUUUAAUUGAGGUUGUUUCCACGUCUGAGACCAUUGCAGAUAUUCAACUGAAUAGUAGCAAUGUGGCUGCUGCUGCUGCAUUCAACAAAGAUGCUCUCUUAAAUUGGAUUAAGGAAUACAAUUCAGGAGAUGACUUGGAUCGAGCUAUUGAGGCAUUCACUCUCUCUUGUGCUGGCUACUGUGUAGCUACUUAUGUGCUGGGCAUAGGAGACAGACAUAGUGACAAUAUCAUGGUCAGGAAGAAUGGACAGCUCUUCCAUAUAGAUUUUGGCCACAUUCUUGGAAACUUCAAAUCCAAAUUUGGAAUUAAAAGGGAGCGAGUGCCUUUCAUUCUUACGUAUGAUUUUAUUCAUGUCAUUCAGCAAGGGAAAACUGGAAACACUGAAAAAUUUUGCCGGUUCCGACAGUGUUGUGAAGAUGCAUACUUGAUUCUGAGAAGACAUGGGAACCUAUUCAUCACUCUCUUUGCAUUGAUGCUAACAGCCGGGCUUCCAGAGCUAACCUCUGUUAAGGAUAUCCAGUAUCUAAAGGACUCUCUUGCCUUAGGGAAGAGUGAGGAAGAGGCACUAAAGCAGUUUAAGCAGAAAUUUGAUGAAGCGCUGAGAGAAAGCUGGACUACUAAAGUGAACUGGAUGGCACAUACUGUUCGGAAGGAUUAUAGAUCCUGAGUGGUCUAUGAAUUUGCACUAAGAUGAAUGUUACUCUGACAAUAAAAAUGUUUAAAAGGGAACCAACAGACCCUUUCUAAAAAUGGACCCAAGGAAAUUGCCUGAAUGAUCAUUUUGCACUCUGCUUUGGAAUGCUUUGAUGAGAUUUUUGUAAAACUGGCUGAUGUUUUCCAUAAAUUCCUGUGCCGACUUUGCACGCUGAAAACUACUUACUAAGCUUUUAUGUUAUUAUUUUGAUACAUUGCAAAGCUGUAAAUAUUUUGGGGGGUAUGUUUAGGGAGUGUACUCUAACUCUGUCAGGAUGGUUGGAGACUUCUUAGAAGACUGAUGGUUAAAUGGAGAAUCAGAGGUGUGUGUGUGUGUGUUUUAAUUUUGCUUCAAAAGAAUAUUGUGUGUGUGUGUGUUUUACUGGCAUAAUUAUGUUUUAUUGUACAUAAAAACUGCCAGAGCAUUGUACAGAAGGAAGCUGCUUAUUAUGUUAAACUGCUGCCACAAGAGAGAUUUUUCUUCAUAUUGGGAGAACCAGUUGAAAGAGAUGAAUCCUCUAAACAAAGUGCUUAGUGUUUUGUGUAAACCUGUUAGCAUUAAUGCUAACUUCAGUGGGGCAUAUAUGCAUUGGGCAACCUUGAGCUUUUGGAAAACUCCAUCAUGAAUAUGAUUGCCUUUGAGUUCUAUUGACCCUCCACUUUUUAAAGUCUACCAGCUAAGCUUUUGCACAAACCUCAAUGGCUUUUCCGUCUUCCAUUGACAUCAAUAACAACUGUAUUGUUCUCACACAAUGUGUAAUAUAUGUACAUGGAAAACCACACUUAAUAGAAAACCGGAUUAUGAGGAAUGUGCACCCAAACAACAUAACUGUGUGUGAAAGUCAAGAGGUGUGUGAUUUUUUAAAAAUGCUAAAAGGCAGCAUUUUUUUAAUGGAACUCCAUUGUAAAGUCAGACCUGUUAUUUACAGCAUUUCCUAAAUGCCUAUAGUGAUACUGUUUAUCUUGACCAGAAUGUUUGUUUUCAACCUAAGAUAAUUGGUGGAAAAACUGGAUUUAUUUUAACACUGAGGUACCAUAUUUUUAAGGUGCUUAUUUGAGGAGCAAUUCAUAUUUAAAGUGCAAUAAGAUCUGUUGGCUCAAAGAUGCAACUUGUAAUGUAUGAAAUGGUGGCGAGAUGGCCUUUCAGCUAUUGCUUACUCGCCAAAGAACACUGGUAGCUCUUUGUUUUGGUGAUGUUAAAUAUAAGUGAUUAUUAUAAAAUUUGCCUUUUGGAUCAAAACAAUGGUUUUACAUAGGAAUUUAAUUAAAAUUUAUUUUACUUUGUCAAGUGUAUGUGUUCUUCUCUAAAGAAUACUGUGCACAACUGUAUGUUUUCUGCUAAGUGUUAUACUACUGGAUUGGGGCCUUUUGGAAACAUUAAGAGUCAGGCUUUGGGAAAUAUGACAUAAAUGAGAAGUUUCAA
Molecule: messenger RNA, 5058 nt
Organism: Gekko japonicus
Lineage: Eukaryota; Metazoa; Chordata; Lepidosauria; Squamata; Gekkonidae
Gene: PIK3CB
Product: phosphatidylinositol-4,5-bisphosphate 3-kinase catalytic subunit beta
Exons: 24
Coding region: 403-3609 (1068 amino acids)
Biological process (GO): phosphatidylinositol-mediated signaling; phosphatidylinositol 3-kinase/protein kinase B signal transduction; phosphatidylinositol-3-phosphate biosynthetic process
Cellular component (GO): plasma membrane; phosphatidylinositol 3-kinase complex; cytoplasm
Molecular function (GO): 1-phosphatidylinositol-4-phosphate 3-kinase activity; 1-phosphatidylinositol-3-kinase activity
Source: RefSeq, a predicted model, not a curated record